UGCGGCCACUUGGGCCUUAGAUAUGGACCACCCAGCAGGUCAGGCAAACAUGACUCCCGUAGGCCGCAAUUCUGCCUGACAGGUUGAUACAUCUGUUUCGACCCAAUGGUGGACGCUAGGUACGGCUUCACUAUGUUCCAUGGUACUUGGGUAUGUCUGCCUCUGUCUACGGCCUGCUAUGUCACUUGGGUGCUAUCGGGGAUGGACGGGCGGGCAGUAUGGGCGCGGAGCAAGCAGUUUGUCCAGGUAUGGCACGAGAUUCAGUCAGAGUGGGAUCGUCUCUGUGCCGACGUGGGGGGGCUCCUACAGCGCUCGGACUGGAUCCGUUUCUGUCAGUGCUUCUCUGGUGGCCUCGUCCAUCUCACCCCAGCUGUGGAGAAGACGCGAUUCAUAUGCGUCCAGAGCCAGCAGGUCAGAGCCGGUCACGGCGGGUUAUUCGGAAUCAGGUACUCUGCGCCUGGCCUCGCCGACAGUCCGGUUUCCCUUGGUGCGGACAAGGGGAGGAAGGCUAUUACGUCAGCCCAUUUUGACCGAUACUUGCUGUGGGCUAGUGCGACUAUAGCGAG
Messenger RNA from Microdochium trichocladiopsis, 566 nucleotides. RefSeq lists its product as uncharacterized. The annotation marks the transcript as partial. NCBI's taxonomy places the organism in Eukaryota, Fungi, Ascomycota, Sordariomycetes, Xylariales, Microdochiaceae. The transcript has a single exon. The record is from RefSeq and is a predicted model, not a curated record.